Messenger RNA from Penicillium oxalicum, 2829 nucleotides. RefSeq names its product C-1-tetrahydrofolate synthase. Bases 1 to 2829 code for a protein of 942 amino acids. Gene Ontology annotation, molecular function: methenyltetrahydrofolate cyclohydrolase activity; formate-tetrahydrofolate ligase activity; ATP binding. The transcript has 5 exons. Gene Ontology annotation, biological process: tetrahydrofolate interconversion. Gene Ontology annotation, cellular component: cytosol. Lineage: Eukaryota; Fungi; Ascomycota; Eurotiomycetes; Eurotiales; Aspergillaceae. The record is from RefSeq and is a predicted model, not a curated record.
AUGGCGUCCAGAAUCGAUGGCACCGCUAUUGCGAAGAGCAUCCGGGAGGGCUUGAAGAGCGAGAUUGAAAAGGCACAGGCUAGCAAUCCUCGUUUCAAGCCAAACUUGGUGAUCUUCCAGGUGGGAAAUCGUUCCGAUUCGAGCGACAACACAGGCACAUACGUUCGAAUGAAGUUGAAGGCUGCUCAAGAGGCCAACAUCAUUUGCACACUCAUCAAUGUCCCCGAGUCUAGUACCGAGUUGGAGCUUCUCCAGGAAAUCACAAAGGCCAACAAUGAUCCUUCAGUCCAUGGUAUUCUGGUGCAACUGCCCCUGCCCAAUCACAUGUCCGAGCACACCAUCACAUCAGCUGUGGCCGACGAAAAGGAUGUCGAUGGAUUCGGUGCGAUUAACAUCGGUGAGCUGGCCAAGCGGGGUGGACACCCUCUGUUCACUCCUUGCACACCUCUUGCUGUGAUGGAGCUGUUGAAGGCAAGUGGCGUUGAUCCCGCCGGCAAGGAAGCCGUUGUCCUGGGUCGAAGUGACAUUGUGGGUAGUCCUGUCAGCUAUCUGCUGAAGAACGCAGAUGCCACCGUCACAGUCUGUCACUCAAAGACACCUGAUAUUGCGCGGGUAGUUAAGAAUGCCGACAUCGUUGUGGCCGCCAUCGGUAAGACCGAAUUCGUCAAGGGCGAGUGGCUCAAGCCCGGUGCUGUUGUUAUCGACGUCGGUAUCAACUACAAGGAGGAUGCGACGAAGAAGUCUGGACAGCGUCUCGUUGGUGACGUUGAAUUUGAUUCCGCUGUCCAAGUCGCCUCGCAGAUCACUCCAGUUCCGGGUGGCGUUGGUCCCAUGACCGUUGCUAUGUUGUUGAAGAACGUGGUCUCCGCCGCCAAGCACUACUUUGAUAGACAGCGAGACCGUCACAUCACUCCUCUGCCACUCAGAUUGCAGACACCCGUUCCAUCUGACAUUGCAAUCUCCCGUGCGCAAUAUCCCAAGCCUAUCACUACAGUAGGUUCGGAAGUCGGCAUUGCUCCUCACGAGCUCGAGCCGUACGGUCACACCAAGGCCAAGGUCAACCUUGGAGUACUUGAUCGCCUGUCACACCGCCGUAAUGGUCGUUACAUUCUGGUUUGCGGUAUCACCCCUACGCCCCUUGGCGAGGGCAAGUCUACGACUACUCUCGGCCUCACUCAGGCUUUGGGUGCUCACUUGAACCGCAUUGCGUUUGCCAACGUUCGUCAGCCCAGUCAAGGCCCGACCUUUGGUAUUAAAGGUGGUGCUGCUGGCGGUGGUUACAGUCAGGUCAUCCCAAUGGACGAGUUCAACUUGCACUUGACCGGCGACAUUCACGCGAUUACUGCGGCCAACAAUCUCCUUGCCGCUGCAAUUGAGACUCGCAUGUUCCACGAAGCUACACAAAAGGAUGGCGCUCUUUACAAGCGCCUUGUGCCAGCCAAGAAGGGCGUGCGCGAGUUCAAGCCUAUCAUGUUCCGCCGAUUGAAGAAGCUCGGGAUCGAGAAGACCAACCCCGACGAUCUGACCGAAGAGGAGAUCCGACGCUUUGCUCGACUGGACAUUGACCCCGAGACCAUUACUUGGCGUCGUGUUCUCGAUGUCAACGACCGUCAUCUUCGUGGCAUCACCGUUGGCCAGGCUCCCACUGAGAAGGGACUGUCCCGUGAGACCGGCUUUGAUAUCUCCGUUGCCAGUGAGUGCAUGGCCAUCUUGGCUCUCAGCAAUAGCCUGGAUGAUAUGCGUGAACGUCUUGGACGCAUGGUUGUCGCUACCUCUCGCAGUGGUGACCCCGUGACCUGCGACGACCUUGGUGCGGGAGGCGCUCUUGCGGCUCUGAUGAAAGAUGCGAUCAAGCCCAACCUCAUGCAAAGUCUUGAGGGCACUCCCGUCUUGGUGCAUGCUGGUCCAUUCGCCAACAUUAGUAUCGGUGCUAGCUCCAUCAUUGCAGACAAGCUGGCUCUGAAGCUGGCGGGUACUGAGCUUGAUGAAGACCACGACGCCAAGACCGGUUUCGUGGUCACCGAGGCUGGGUUCGACUUCACCAUGGGUGGUGAGCGGUUCUUCAACAUCAAGUGCCGCUCGUCCGGUCUUUCUCCCGACACGGUCGUGAUCGUGGCUACUGUCCGUGCCUUGAAAGUGCACGGUGGUGGUCCCGAGAUCAGCCCUGGCGCCCCCCUGCCCGAGGUGUAUCGGACGGAAAACGUUGACGUUCUUCGCGCUGGCUGUGUCAACCUGCGCAAACACAUUGCCAACGCGAAGCAGUACGGUGUCCCCGUUGUGGUUGCCAUCAACCGCUUCGAGACUGACACUGAGGCUGAGAUUGCUGUGAUAAAGGAGGAGGCUAUUGCUGCUGGUGCCGAGGACGCGGUCCCGGCUAACCACUGGGCUGAAGGUGGUGCGGGUGCUGUCGAUUUGGCCAAGGCCGUGCUUGUCGCCAGCUCCAAGCCCAAAGACUUCAAGCUGCUGUACGAUCUGAAUGGCAGUAUCCAGGAGCGCAUUGAGCGCAUUGGUAAGGCCAUGUACGGUGCCGAGAAGGUUGAGUUCAGUGAGCUCGCCCAGAAGAAGGUCGACACAUAUACCAAGCAGGGCUUUGCCAACUUGCCCAUCUGUAUUGCCAAGACACAAUACUCGCUCAGUCACGACCCUGCCCUGAAGGGUGCUCCCACCGGAUUCACCGUUCCCAUCCGGGAUGUGAGAUUGGCCGUGGGUGCUGGAUACCUCUACGCCUUGGCCGCUGAUAUUCAAACCAUCCCCGGAUUGCCCACUGCCCCCGGGUAUCUAAACGUGGACAUCGACACAGAGACUGGAGAGAUUGACGGGUUGUUUUAG